Ochotona princeps (American pika) is the source of this 1019-nucleotide messenger RNA. RefSeq names its product sclerostin domain containing 1 (gene SOSTDC1). The transcript is spliced from 2 exons. The record is from RefSeq and is a predicted model, not a curated record. Gene Ontology annotation, molecular function: BMP binding. Gene Ontology annotation, biological process: negative regulation of Wnt signaling pathway; negative regulation of BMP signaling pathway. NCBI's taxonomy places the organism in Eukaryota, Metazoa, Chordata, Mammalia, Lagomorpha, Ochotonidae. The coding region runs from base 51 to 671 and encodes 206 amino acids.
AGCCGCGCAGGAACUGGCCAGCUCUUCCAGCCCAGCCGCCCUCGCUCACCAUGCUCCCACCUGCCAUUCAUUUGUCCCUCCUGCCUCUCGCGUGCAUCCUCCUGAAAAGCUGCUUAGCUUUUAAAAACGAUGCUACCGAAAUCCUUUAUUCACAUGUGGUUAAGCCUGCCCCAGCACACUCCAGCAGCAACAGCACGCUGAAUCAAGCCAGGAACGGAGGCAGGUAUCUCAGUAACUCUGGACUUGACCGCAACAGUCGGGUUCAAGUGGGCUGUCGGGAACUGCGUUCCACCAAGUACAUCUCGGAUGGCCAGUGCACCAGCAUCAGCCCCCUGAAGGAGCUGGUGUGCGCUGGCGAGUGCCUGCCCCUGCCGGUGCUCCCCAACUGGAUCGGGGGCGGCUACGGCACCAGGUACUGGAGCCGCAGGAGCUCGCAGGAGUGGAGGUGUGUCAACGACAAGACGCGCACGCAGCGAAUCCAGCUGCAGUGUCAGGACGGCAGCACGCGCACCUACAAGGUCACCGUCGUCACGGCCUGCAAGUGCAAGCGCUACACCCGGCAGCACAACGAGUCCAGCCACAACUUCGAGAGCGCGUCCUCCGCCAAGCCCGCCCCACACCCCCGGGAGCGGAAGCGAGCCGGCAAAGCCGGCAAGCACAGCCUGAGUUAAAGCGCCCUCCUGCCGGCUCCCAGAACGGACUUCAAGAGUCACAGCACCCACCAUCUGCUUGGCAGAGUGGGUUGCUUGCAAAGACUGGAGCCUGCCAUUGCCUGUCUCACUCGAAAGUCGAUGCUUUUGUGCUUUGAUCCAACCCCGUGUACUGUCUGGAGGAUUCGGGACCUUCUUGGGUUGGGGAAACCAGGGCAAGAGGGUUUUUUUUUUUUUUUUUAAGUUUUUCCAGCUGUAUGACGUCAUGUCCCUCCGAGCGAUUUGCCAUUACUUUCCAAACCUCUGGUAGCUUCAUCCAUCUUUUCAAGGAAUUCCCAUUGGUAGACAAAAAAGAGCCUUCCCGUUGCC